AUGAGGGAAAACAGCGACGUGGCUGGCAUGAACUGCACGCAGGUGACUGACUUCAUUCUCUGUGGCCUCACAGACCGCCAGGAGCUGAAGAUGCCCCUCUUCCUGGCAUUCCUAGCCAUCUACAUUUUCACAGUCAUGGGCAACCUGGGUUUGAUCGUGGUCAUCAGAACAGACACAAGACUCCACACACCAAUGUACUUCUUUCUGAGCAACCUGGCUUUUGUGGAUUUCUGCUAUACUUCGGUUAUCACACCCAAAAUGCUGGGGAAUUUCCUCUACCAAAGAAAGGUCGUCUCCUUCCAUGCCUGUGCUGCGCAGUUGGGCUGCUUCCUCACCUUCAUGGUGUCAGAGUGCUUGCUGCUGGCCUCCAUGGCCUAUGAUAGAUACGUGGCCAUUUGCAACCCUCUGCACUACAUGGUCAGAAUGUCGCCAGGCAUCUGCAUUCAGCUGGUCGCUGCCCCCUACAGCUACAGCUUCCUGAUGGCACUGUUCCACACCACCUUGACCUUCCGCCUCUGCUACUGCCGCUCCAAUGUCAUCAAUCACUUCUACUGCGACGACAUGCCUCUGCUCAGGAUCACGUGCUCAGACACGCGCUCCAAACAGCUGUGGGUUCUGACCUGUGCUGGGGUCACGUUCAUUUCCUCCGUCCUGAUCGUCGCUGUCUCCUACGUGUUCAUUGCCUCCGCCAUCCUGAGGAUGCGCUCAGCCGAGGGAAGGCGCAAAGCCUUCUCCACCUGUGGCUCCCACAUGCUGGCGGUGACCAUAUUCUAUGGGACCCUGAUCUUCAUGUACCUGCAGCCCAGCUCCACCCACUCGCUGGACACCGACAAGCUGGCCUCUGUCUUCUACACGGUAAUCAUCCCCAUGCUGAACCCCCUGAUCUAUAGCCUCCGGAACAAGGACGUCAAGGAGGCUCUGAGGAGAGCCGUGAGCCGGAGCAGCCAGGCUGCUGUGCUCAGGAAACUAAGGCAGUGA
Messenger RNA from Octodon degus (degu), 978 nucleotides. RefSeq names its product olfactory receptor 1044-like. Gene Ontology annotation, cellular component: membrane. Gene Ontology annotation, molecular function: G protein-coupled receptor activity; odorant binding; olfactory receptor activity. Bases 1 to 978 code for a protein of 325 amino acids. The record is from RefSeq and is a predicted model, not a curated record. Gene Ontology annotation, biological process: G protein-coupled receptor signaling pathway; sensory perception of smell. The transcript is spliced from 2 exons. Lineage: Eukaryota; Metazoa; Chordata; Mammalia; Rodentia; Octodontidae.